CCAUAGUGACGAAACAUGAAGUGUUAUCCGCACCGUUUGUUGAUUUAGUAUAAAGCGCGAACGAAAACAUUAAAUCUUUUAAGUUUCACAGUCUAGGACGUUCAAAAGCGAUGGAUUCAGUUCUUCUGCACGGAGAAGCCGAAGGUUAUGUGCAGAGUCUGGAGAAGAUGGCAUUGCGCGACAUCGGAAGCCAAAGGUGGUUUCGCCAGCAUGAGUACAUCGAGAAGCUGAAUAUGCAAGCUAUUCUGAAUGCCAGUGCCAAUCAGGAGGAAUUCAUAAAAGACCUCUUUGUUUCUCUUGGAAAGAUACCCACACUGGUGCAUGCAAUGAUACUCACAAAAGUCUGGAAACAUAAAGUGUUUCCCAUAAUUUGCAAACUCCAGGACUUUAAUCCAAAGAGCACAUUUCUUCUCUACAUGGUGAUUCACCAUGAAGCUACCAUCAUAAACCUGCUGGAAACAAUCAUGUACCACAAGGAGUCCAGCGAGGCUGCUGGUGAUAGUGUGCUUGAUUUACUGGAUUACUGUCAUCGCAAACUCACGCUGCUGGCAGGACGCUCUGUUUCUAGACAGAUCCUGACGGAGGACCGAGUUACACACACACAGCAGUCAGACACUACAUCUUUACAGGAUCUGCAAAGACAAAGUGACAUGUUAGAGUUUGAAAUCUCUGUCAAGGCUCUGUCAGUAUUGUGCUCCAUCACCGAUCACAUUGAGAGUUUGAGUGUGAGUGUGCUCUCGAGGAUGCUGUGCACUCAUAAUAUGCCCUGUGUGCUGGUACAAUUGGUGGAAAAUUGCCCCUGGAACAGAGUCUUUUUCUCUGGUGUAGGAACACUGCAGAAAUACACAGAGGGGAAGUGGAGAACCGUCCUGCCUGAAGAUCAGCUAAAGCUGAGUAAACACGACGGCCAGGUGUGGAUGGCUUUACUGAACCUGCUCCUCAAACCAGACUGCCAGAGGAAAUAUGAUUUCAAUAGCUUUAACAAAACACAGCUCUUAAAGCUUCGUGGGUUUCUGACAGACGUUGUUAUAGAUCAGCUACCGAAUCUACUUGAUCUCAGGCAUUUUCUCAGUCAACUCGCUGUCACAGAUCCAGCGGCCCCUAAAAAAGGUCUCAUCUUGGAGCAGGUGCCAGAGAUAUGGAAUGAUAUUGUAACGGAGAACAGCAGCAAGUGGAAAGCCAUUGCUAAACACCAAGUGACACAUGUUUUCAACCCCUCUGAAAGUGAAUUAAGAGAGCAAGCUAGCAGGUUGGCUCAAACAUAUAAUCUAGAUGUGAUGGAGAAUCUAAUCCCAGACAAACCCAAGUGUGGAGCAUGUGGAAGAGUGGGCGCAAAACGCUGCUCCCGCUGUCAGGGAGAGUGGUAUUGCAACAGAGAGUGUCAGGUGAAACACUGGCCCAAACACAAGCCUGCAUGCAAACUCAUGGCAGAGGCCAUAGAUAAACCUCAGGAGGAACUGAACAUCAGCAGCUGAAGUACAUCUGGGAGAGGGUCAUGCUGUGGGGAUCCGAGUCCACUAUGAACUGUCCAAUUGAAUGGACACUGAUGGAAAAGGGCAAAAAGAUGCAACUGUUCCUGACUGUUUCUUUCUUGAGCUGUUGUCUUGGUAUAUUGAGUAGAUCAUUCUUGUUCAUAUAUGUUUAUAAGCAUGAUUACAUAUGACAUAAUUGAUUUAUAUUUAUACAUGUUUAAUAACCGUUACACUAUAACCUUUAAAUGAAAAAUGCAAUUAUACUGAAUUAACUGCUGAAAAUACAUGCAAUCCCUUAGAUUUUCACUGAUUAAACUAUAUCGCAUCUGUUGUAAA
Molecule: messenger RNA, 1808 nt
Organism: Carassius carassius (crucian carp)
Lineage: Eukaryota; Metazoa; Chordata; Actinopteri; Cypriniformes; Cyprinidae
Gene: zmynd10
Product: zinc finger, MYND-type containing 10
Exons: 12
Coding region: 111-1475 (454 amino acids)
Biological process (GO): outer dynein arm assembly; motile cilium assembly; inner dynein arm assembly
Cellular component (GO): centriolar satellite; cytoplasm
Source: RefSeq, a predicted model, not a curated record